UGUGGGGGUUGGGCUCAGUAUAAAGCUUCCAGCCACCAUCAUGGAGUCAGGCAGCAGUAGCAGCAGCAAAGAGUACGAUGUGAUAGUGUUGGGGGCUGGUGUUGAGGGAAGCUCGACUGCCUACAACCUCACCAAGAAUGGUGGAGGCAGAGUGUUACUACUGGAGCAGUUCUCUGCUCUACACACUAGGGGUAGCUCUCACGGUGGAUCCAGGAUCACCAGACGUGCCUACCAUGAAGCGUAUUAUGUGCAAAUGAUGAACGAGGCAUAUCAAAUGUGGGGUCAGAUAGAGCGAGAGGGAAAGACGCAACUCUACACUAAAACAGGUAUCCUGUUGUUUGGACCUAAGAACAGUCGAGAGUUGAAACGAACGAUUGAGAGUCUCAAUGUUCACGGGGUAGACCAUGAAGUGUUUAAUGCUGAAGAGGGCAUGAUGAGAUAUCCUCAUCAGUUGAACCUGCCGUCAGAUCACAAGUGUGUACUGGAGAAGGAUGGAGGUAUACUCAAUGCCACUAAAGCUGUUGGUGUGAUUCAGAGGCUGUUCACCGAGAAUGGUGGAGAGUUUUUAGAUGGACACAAAGUGAAGGAGAUCACUCCAGGUCCCAUCAUCAGAGUGACCACUGACCAGGGAGUCUUCACAGCUAGGAGACUGAUCAUCACUGCUGGGGCUUGGGCUCCUGCUAUCAUGGCCACACUAGGAGUACAUCUACCAUUUAAGUUUGAAACAAUGAGAGCAGAGGUACUUUAUUGGAGGGCAGAGCAUCCUGAGCACUACUCACCUGAUGUCUUCCCCACAUUUGGUAUGUACGAUGCCACCCACCAUCCUUUCUAUGGCCUCCCUAUCUUUGAGUACCCUGGCCUUGUCAAGAUUUGCGCCCACAUGUCAGUGUGUGUGAAACCUGACGCUAGGGAUGAGCAGCCCUCACCAGACACAGAGGGUACCAAGCAGUUCAUUGCGAAGUACUUCAAGGGCGUCUCCACCACUCCAAGCGUGUACGAACCUUGCAUCAUCACAAAAACUCCUGAUGAAAAUCCGAUCAUUGCCAGACAUCCCAAACAUGCCAACAUUGUGUUUGGAGCUGGAUUUUCAGGUCACGGGUUCAAGCUGGCUCCAGUGGUGGGCAAGAUACUGACUGAGUUGGCCCUGGACCUGCCUCCAUCUUAUGAUCUGGCACCGUUUAGACUGGACAGAUUUAGCAAAUAUUCAUCGAAGCUGUGAUGUGGUUAAUGUUAGUGUGAAAAAAUUUGCUGUGGUCUUGUGUUUGCAUGAGCAUGCAUUUA
Molecule: messenger RNA, 1281 nt
Organism: Halichondria panicea
Lineage: Eukaryota; Metazoa; Porifera; Demospongiae; Suberitida; Halichondriidae
Product: peroxisomal sarcosine oxidase-like
Exons: 9
Coding region: 41-1219 (392 amino acids)
Cellular component (GO): peroxisome
Molecular function (GO): flavin adenine dinucleotide binding; sarcosine oxidase activity; L-pipecolate oxidase activity
Source: RefSeq, a predicted model, not a curated record